AUUAUCAUUACGUCACGUGAAAACCGCGGAAGUAAAAGUGCCUCAGUGUUUAUGCGGAAGUGAGGCGAUGCUUUAGGACGUUUAGAAGCUCUUUUUUAAAUCCAACGUCGGCAAGAAAAACGGGAGAAAAUCGGUUUAAAGUUUCUUCAGAAGAGAUCUCACUAAAACCUGAUGGGGGGAGGUAAUUUACAGGUGAGUUUUCAACUUUUAUAUCGCCAAUAGUUCGCUGUCCGGUUACGUAACGCCAAGUAUGAUCAAACUGUCAACCGAGUUUUCAAUAAACCACUAAUGUAUAUAUUUUUAUCGAAAUUUAUACAUCUAAAAGUACGUUUAAUAUUGGCUUGAAUUUGGUUUGGACAUUAAAAAUAAGGAUUAUUAUACAAUUUAGUAAUUUAAUGUUGAUUUCCUGAAAUAUUGACAUUUAUUUUAUAGGUUUGCCUUUUUGACUCGACAUAAUCAAGUUUUACAUCAAGAGUUACUCUGAGUUUCAGCUUCAAUGACUAAAACCUGACUUUAAUCCUGCCUGGGCUUUGAAAAGUUCUCUGCCAACCACGGCUCAAUAUAUAAAGUAAAGUUACUGUGUCAUCUGCAUAGCUAUGGAAGUUGAGGUUCCUCCUGAUGACAUUUCUGAGGGGUUACGUAUGAAGGUUAAAAAGUGUAGGACCUAAACUUGACCUCUGUGGGACGUUGCAAUUCAUUUGACAGCAUCCAGAUGAGAAUUCACCCACACUCACAUAAAAUUCUUUACUGGUAAAAUAAAAUUCAGAUUCAGACCAGAAACAGUGCCAGAGAUGCUCAUCAUAUUGAGUUCAUGUUUGAAUGAGUUUUGAUUGAUUAUUUUGUCAAAAUUACAAUCUCGGCUACUGUACUCUGUACUUCAAAUCAAAUUGAGGAUAAUUUAGUGAUAAAAAAAAAUUGCUUUAUGUUUCAUUUUUGACUUUGGAGGAGCACAUUGCAAACACAGGUAAUGUGAAAAAUCCAGAAAAAAAAGGUGUACAAUAGAAACUGGGUCAUUUUAGCAAAUAUUCACUCCUAAGUAUUUGUUUAUUUACUGCACUUCUCAUAGAUAUCACAGUAUUGAACAAUGUCAUGACACAUUUCUGUCUUUUUUUGUAUAAUGCAGGUCUAGUGUGAGAAUUUGUGGUAUGGAGCUAAACCACCUGUGGUAAAAAGUUGGAUACCCUUGUCUGUUUUUGUUAUCUUGAAAUCUCACAUUUUUUCCAACUUCCUGUCUUCUCUGUUGUCGUGUUUUCAGAAAGCUAUUGAUCUUGCAACCAAAGCUUCAGAGGCAGACAGAGCCAAAAACUACGAGGAGGCCCUCAAAUAUUAUGAACAUGCGGUGCAGUAUUUCCUCCAUGUUGUCAAGUGUAAGGAGCUGAACUCAUCCCUGUGUGAUUACUGAGAUUUCACACACCUUUAUUUCUGUGUGUUAAAUAAUAUCUAAUAUCUGUGCUGUGUUACAGAUGAGGCUCAGGGCGAGAGAGCGGCUCAGAGUAUCAGAGCAAAGUGUAUGGACUACCUGAGCCGAGCCGAGGAGCUGAAGGAAUACCUGAAGAAAAAGGAGAAGAGUCCUCCAGCUAAACCAGUCAAAGAGUCCCAGUCUGGUGAUAAAGGGUGAGAUGAAGCAAUAACACUAAGGGGUCAGUCAGUUUACUUAAUGUUUGUUGUGUGAAAGAGUUUCAUCUUAGAAAGAGAGGGAUGUGAGUCUUUGGACAACAAUAAAUAAGUGCCAUGAAAGUAAAUUAAAAAAAAUCUGGUCUAAGCUUUAUUUACAUUUGCGCCAAAAUCCUUAGAGGGUGAGCUGCAUGUCUGAACACCAGCCUUUGCUAAAAUUGAACACUCUGCAAUAUCAAAAUCUUUGUGUUUGUAUAACCACAUGAUAUUUAACCUGAAAUGAUCAGACUGAAGUUUUGAUUUUAUGAAAUACUUCCCAACACCUAAGGUCUCGUUUCAGUCUGAUACUUAAGUAAGAGAACUUCACACAUCAGUCUCUUCAGAACACAAAUCUGAUUAGUAAAAUGUUGAUAAAUAUUAAUGAAACAUUGUCUUUCCAUUUCAGCGAUGAAAAUGAUGAUAGCGCGGACGCAGAGAAGAAAAAGUUCCAGAAUCAACUCUCAGGUAAAAGACCCUGUUACUGCUCUAAUGACCACACAGAAUCAGUCAGAAAACUUGAUCCAUCUCAGGGAGAAAUUCAGCCCUGACAGUUGCUCUAAUGUGCGUCAAAGCAAUCAUACAUCGUAUCGUAUUGUAUCCUAUCAUAUCGUAUCCCAAUUAACUCUGGAUUCUUUGCAGUGGAAAAGAUUAUAAACAUUUCUGUGAUUGAAAUGGUCAAGUAUAAAAACCUUUAUUGAACAUGUCAAACGUGUCUGUCCAGCAGGGGGCGACUGUCAUAUGAAAAACUAAACAUUAAUGUGCAGAUCCAGAGUCCAAAAUUAAUGCUGACUAAGCACCAAAUGUGAACAGGUUUUCCAUUAAGCAAGUAAAUCUCAGAGGGCUAUGUACUACAUGUCAAACAAAUGUUUAUACCAAAUUUUUCUUUUUAAAAACUUAGAUGUUACUUUGUUUUGGGGAAGCUGCUGCUUCUUUCUCCUGAAUCUACAGGAGAUAAGUAUUUAUGUAAUCAUCUCUGUUUAAGGUGCCAUCGUCAUGGAGAAACCAAACAUAAAGUGGGACGAUGUAGCAGGACUUGAAGGAGCCAAAGAAGCUUUGAAAGAAGCUGUGAUCCUGCCCAUUAAAUUUCCUCACCUGUUCCAAGGUAAAGAGAGCACCAGCCACCUGUGAUCAUCCUGAUAAUGAGCAGUCUUCAAUAAUAAAGAAUGAAUCUGUUUAGGGAAGAGGACUCCAUGGCGAGGAAUUCUUCUGUUUGGACCUCCAGGAACCGGGAAGUCCUACCUGGCUAAAGCGGUCGCCACAGAGGCCAACAACUCCACCUUCUUCUCCAUCUCGUCCUCCGACCUUGUGUCCAAGUGGCUCGGGGAGAGUGAAAAGUGAGUCCAGGAAUCUUCAAAUAAUAAUCAAGACAUAUUAACUCACACUAAACAUGUUUCUUUUGUCUUUCUAAAGGUUGGUGAAGAGUCUCUUCAGUAUGGCCCGAGAACACAAACCGUCAAUCAUUUUCAUUGAUGAGAUUGAUUCUCUCUGUGGCUCGCGGAGCGAGAACGAGAGCGAGGCAGCUCGUAGGAUUAAAACAGAGUUCCUAGUCCAGAUGCAAGGUGAGAAAAAGUGGUUAUACACACUUAACUAGAUUUACAGCUCAGGGAAGGAAAAGUGCUUUUUUUUUUUUCAAACUUGUCAUUUUCGUAAGGUGUAAACAUGUCUGUUCCUCUCAGGUGUUGGAAAUGAUAAUGAGGGAAUCCUGGUGCUCGGAGCCACAAACAUUCCGUGGACGCUGGACUCUGCCAUCAGGAGGAGGUUUGAAUUUAUCACAAAUGUCUAUAAAACUGAUUCAAUUACCUGUUUAUACUUAUUUUCUAAUAGCUGAAGACAGUUUCUGAGUUGCUUUGACCAGGACUGAAAUAUCUCAGCAGCUCUUGGUUGAAUUAUCAUCAGAUUUAAUGAUUUUUUUAAUGGUUUGCACAGGAUGAAUUGUAACAGCCAAACUGAUUAUUUUACAUGGAGUGGUAUGUUUGGGUCAAAGGGGAAUCUUUAUAUGGUUUUAUGUGAAAGUUUGACUCGCACAUACAAGUUAAAGUUAAGUUUUAUUAUGUUUGCUCAAUCUCUGUCUUGUCAGUCAGGGCAGGUAGGUCAAAAUUUAUAAUCUAAAACUAAGAGAAUAAAUUUCGCUUCUGCUACACAAAAUACUAAACUCAGAACUGGAUGGUCUGCUGUUCAUUUAAAUUUUUUUUAAUUUAAAAAAAGAUUAUUUUAAAUAAUAUCAUAUAGUUCAUUGAGCUCCUAGGAAAUUUACUUCAUAUCGUUUGUACUUAAAGCCUUAAUGGAUAUUACAGGCACAAACACAAAAUCAUAAUUGUCUUAAAAUCUCUGAAAUAUGGUGGAUUAUUAGGCUAAAGUCAGUAGAGACUCAAUCAUUAUGAUUCAUACAACUUAACUAAAAUCAAAUUUGAUGACUUACAGAUAUUCUUAACUUCAGGAUACAAACAGUCUGGAUUUAGAGCUGCUCUGUACUGACUGAUUUAAUAUUUGUUGCUGUUUUAGGUUCGAGAAGCGGAUCUACAUCCCUCUACCUGAGGGCCCUGCACGCUCCUUCAUGUUCAAACUUAACCUUGGCUCCACCCCCAACGAGCUGACCGAGGACGACUUUAUCACCCUGGGCAAAAAGACGGAGGGUUACUCUGGAGCUGAUGUCAGUAUCAUCGUCAGAGACGCUCUGAUGCAGCCAGUCAGGAAGGUUCAGUCAGCCACACACUUUAAAAAGGUAAAAACACACCUGAGUCUGUUGGUACACCUGUGUGAACGCAAAGCCUGCAGAAAGAUGCAGUUCUAAAUAAGAAAAUCUCUCUCUGCGCUCACUUUUACUCAGUUUCUACCUGAACUUCUGCAAACAAGAGCAGGACUUCAUUGAGGGAUUAAUUUCACUCCUUCUCUGUCCUCUCAAAAAUAAAAUCCCUCCUUAAAAGGUUAGUGGGACGUCGCGGAACAAUCCAGACAUUGCAGUUGACGACCUCCUGACUCCAUGUUCUCCCGGUGACUCUGAAGCCAUCGAGAUGACAUGGGUGGAUGUUCCUGGGGACAAACUUUUAGAGCCUGUUGUCUGCAUGGUAAGAAAAGACUUAUAUUCAAUGAUAAACAUGUAAAGAAAAGGCGCCUUUCAAUAGCCGGCCAAACAGACCUACAGAAAGUCUGGGCAUCUAGUUUUCUCUUGUCAACACUCGUAGGCUGUAGCAGCACCUGCACCAUAGAGUGUAAACGCCUGCCUAAAUCAGAACUGAUGUUCAAACCAGGCUAAGAUUGAAUUUAUGUACAGCUGGUAUAACCCAGUGCUGGACAAACAGACCAAAAGAAAGCUUGAGCCACAACCCCCUGACCCUUAGAUUGAACAAUGGUGUCCUUUUUACCUGAACUUAGAUUAGAUCCUGUCAGAUUAGUUUUGAUUUGAUUUAACUUUUUUUUUCAGUAGAAACUUGCCUUAGGUCGGUGCAAGAGAAAGAUAGCUCAGCGCAACUCGAGAGAACUGAAAUGAUUUCUUUCCCCCUCUCUUUUAUUUUCUGUUCAGGCCGACAUGCUUCGGUCUCUUUCAAGCACCAAGCCCACAGUGAAUGAGCAGGACCUGGAGAAACUGAAGAAGUUCACUGAAGAUUUUGGUCAAGAAGGUUGAAGACAGCCACCAACCCUCAGCUCAGUGCCAGAACUGUAAACUACAACUAAAGAUUUCUCUCACUGUUUGAUUAUUUUAGUUAUCGGUCUGUAAAGUCUCACUAACAUCCAUGAGAGGUCACUGGAGCAUUAAGUUUAAAUUCCUCAAAACUGUGAUACACUGAAGCACCUUCAUAUCACAGACUGUAUAUAAGGAGUGACGGGUAUUUAAAACCAAUUUGAAGCCUCGAUUUAACAUUUUUAACCACUGCUGCUAGCUGUUUUGUUGUGUUAGAGGUUGAACAGAGAAUAUAGAUGGGAGGGCAGAGAGCAAACACUCGCUCAUGAGUUUACACUCGAUUAAAGUGUGAUUUUAUUAAUGACACUAAUUUAAGCGUGCUAAAAAGCAGAUCAUUUUAAUGUCCCUGCCCCUCUUUUAGACUGUAAAUGGGAUCAUAUUAAUAUACUAAAUGAACAGCAUGCUGUAUUGGAUUAGACCCAAAACUUGACUGAGACCAUAAACUUAUGAAAAAAGAUGUUUACUGAGGGAAUGAAUCGACUGAAAGAAGGAUUAAUUACUUGUGAGCCUCAACACGACCAGAGUGGCUAUGCCCCCUGCUGGCCAUUAGAGAGGAUGCAUGUUUUGAACGGUCAAUGUUAACAGUUUUGUUUGCAACAGCAAGAGUUUAUUUUUUUUGCGGCAAAAUUGGCUAAAAUAAUCAAUCGAUCAAAUUUCUUUAGUUUUUUUAAUCUUCCUGAUCUGCUGAUAAAUAAAUCACCAGUUUUAUUGCUAAUAUUUCAUGUCAAUGUCUUUGGGGUUUCCUGUUUUUAACCACUGACUUUUACUUUGCAAUUUUUGAACCAAAGUAAAAUAAUGACCUGUUUUUAAACCAAUUUCUUACUACUUGUGUUUACUUAGUGUGAUACUGGGGUUGCAAAAUGCACAUACUGAACAAAAUAUGCCACGAAUAUAUUGGGAUGUCAUUUUUGUUACUAAAAUCAUCAGUUUGGGGUUUUUAAUUUUGGGAUUUCAGGCCGUAAAUGUGUGAACACUCAAACUCUUAGACCUGUUUCCUGGUUGUUUUUAUUUAAUUACACAGAAUUUUAUAUGCAGUGUCUAAAGGGCAUUCUGGGUUUCUAAUUGAAGUUAAAAUUUUGUGCAAUAAAUUUGUGUAAGAAGUACCCAGUCUUUAGUCUCGGAUAAUAUCCGUGCACCUUCUCCACCCUCAUAUAUUUGGUUAUCCAUAGAUCUCAGUGAUGGAUCCUGUCGUUUUAGUGGCACUGUUUUUCUUGGUUUGACUUUUUGAAUUUCUCUUUGGGUUUACUGAGGUCACUUUGUGGUUACUUUAUAAAACUAAAGUUGAUCAUCUGCACUUUUUUAUUUCCUAUUUAAUGUAUUUUGUGAACAAAAGGGUCAAAUAAACAACAUAAAAUAAAAACUGGA
Molecule: messenger RNA, 6697 nt
Organism: Xyrichtys novacula (pearly razorfish)
Lineage: Eukaryota; Metazoa; Chordata; Actinopteri; Labriformes; Labridae
Source: the annotation of a GenBank genome assembly